Messenger RNA from Racocetra fulgida, 489 nucleotides. The record is from the annotation of a GenBank genome assembly. Lineage: Eukaryota; Fungi; Glomeromycota; Glomeromycetes; Diversisporales; Gigasporaceae.
CAAAUUAAUCUGAAAACCAAGAUACAGACAUCAGACAUCCUUUUAUUUGGUCUUCAAUUAGAAUCAAUUCUAAAAACAAUCGAUCAAGAACAUAUUGCACAACAUGCGUAUAGAAACUUAGCAACAAUUGAAAAUGAAUUGCCAUGUGAAUGGAUGAUCGCUGAUUGUAAAGCACAAAUAAAUAGAGAAAUGGAUCAAAAGAUUAAAAUUACAGUAAUUAGAAUACUAUCAUUUAAUAAUAAUAAUAUAGAUCAAAAUGAAUAUUCUAAUAUUGUAGAUUCAGAAAUAGUUAAUGAAGUAGUUAAUAUAUUACAAUUUAUUGUUCCAGAUUUAAUUAAAAAAGAAAUUCUUAAUUCUCAAAAGCCAGUUAUUAAUUUAAGAAUUUCUGGUGACAGUAGAAAUGUGGGUAAGAAAGUGAAGCACAUUAUGAUUACUUUUGCAAUUUUGGAUGAUAUUGAUAAUAUACAUAAUCCUGAUCAUUAUUAUAUA